This is a messenger RNA of Panicum virgatum (switchgrass), 1572 nucleotides long. RefSeq names its product pistil-specific extensin-like protein. The record is from RefSeq and is a predicted model, not a curated record. NCBI's taxonomy places the organism in Eukaryota, Viridiplantae, Streptophyta, Magnoliopsida, Poales, Poaceae. The coding region runs from base 1 to 972 and encodes 323 amino acids. The transcript has 7 exons.
AUGCAGAGCGUGCGGCGCCAGAAGCGGCCCGACCACGCCGCGGGCGUGUCCACGCAGCGCGACUCCCCCGGCACCAACUCGAAGCCCGUCGUGGAGAGCGGCGGCGAGCCCACGCUCAACAGCAAACCCACCCACACUGCGAGCCACGGCCACAUCCGGCCUACCCGAGCCCCACCCCGCGCUCGACUCGGAUCCGACCCGACCCCUGCCGCCGUUCUCCCCGCGCCCGGUUUUCUCUCCCCCACAUCCGAGCGGUUCCCCCCCCCCCCCCCCCCCCCCCCCCGCCCCCUCUCCACUAGCUCGUCCGAGCGGUUUUUUCCCCCGCCCCCUCCACCAGCUCGCAGAUGCGGCGCGGCCCCGCGAUUCCCCUGCGCCGCUGGCCCCCGUGUUUCCCUCCGCCUUGCGUCGCCGGCCGCGCGAUUCCUAGGCGCCCGUGUCGUCCGGCGAGCUUGCAGCGACUGCUCCCGCCGGCCUGCGCGAGCCCCUGCCCGGCGAGCUGCAGCGUCUGCUCCCGACGCCGUUCGUCCCGUUGCUGAUCCGGGGACUGGCGCCGCCCACCGCCCGCUGCUGGUCAGCCCCUGCGUGUUCCCGCAUUCAAGGCGACGAUCUCCCGUUCCCAACGCCGGUCUGGCUUUUCUAUCAGACUGUGGAGCAGCUCAACGGAGCGAUCCAGGUUUUUGGAUGAAUGCUGCUGAUUCCCUGCAAGGCACAAGGAUUAUAUUGGUUCUCAACCGAGCCGGGGAGCAUCUUCUAUGUGCCUCCUGUCCAGGAUGCCACUGCAGGUUCCAUGACCAUGGAGAUGAGGCUGCAGAACAGCGGGUGUACAAUGGGGCGUACACGGACGAGCUCUGCAAAAAAAGAAGGGAUAUGGAUGACCGGAUCGAUCCUGCUGCGACAACCAUUCUGACCCUGCUGGAGGCGACAGCUAGACGGCAAACAACGUCUCGUGAAUCCAACCUCUGCUCGUGCUAACCUGACCUCUGCCUGUGGAACACCCUCUAUACAGGUCUUGAGCUCCAGGACCAUCUUCUUGCAAAACUUCCAUGACCAUAGGUGUCACCCAGCUUGGGAUUAUGUCGCUUCCGCUCCUCCCGUCGCCGGUGCUCCUCCGGCGCUCCGCGAUGUCACUCUGUCCUCCCGUCGCCCCUAGGAGAGUACUCCCAACAGCGCCGGAUCCUGCGACCAAAUCCUCCUUCGGCGUGCCAUCUGCUCAGGAGCUUCCUCAACACGCCCUCCAUCUCUGUUUGCUCCCAUGCGCCCCUAGUUUUGCUCUUAUGCAAUGUGUAUAGGCUGUCUUUAACCUGCAUAUACUAAUAAUUCUUAGCUCUUAUGCAGAUUGCAAUAUGCAUGCUGGAUACCUGCACAUGAGAUGGUUGAUUGGCUAGAUAGUUUCUGAUUUCCUUUUUGUUUAUUGUUCUACCAUAUUGUAAAAACAGGGUCAAUAAAAUAGCAGAAUGCAUUGAGUUUUUAUGAACUCUUAUGGUGUGCUCGGUUUAAAUAUGGUGAAUGUAAAUGCAAAGUGUUCUCAGUUUUGUGAUAAGAGAACUUACUGCUACUUUGCAUAGAAUUGAA